UUCAAAUUGAGCAACUUAAAAAGAAAAAAAUUGUGAUGCGAAAACUUUUUCCAAGACAAAACACUCAAAUUUCGAAAGAUUUUUUCUACAAUUCGAUCCAUAAUGUUAAGAAAGAAUAUCGAAUUUUACGUUUUUGAGUUAUGAAGUAUAUUUAUUUGAACAAACCUCAACAAAAGCUCGGAAAAGAUUAUCAUAAAAAACAAAAAAGGAAAGGAAAAUUAAAAAAUGGAAUAUCAUUUACUUAUAAGUGGGGAAUCAAUGCUUAUUAAAUUUUACUCAAAUAGUUUUCGUCGAUUAACUCGCGCUGUUCAUCAAGGAAAUAUCGAUCUAGCUUCUAGUAUCUUUGACUUGGUUAUUUUUAGUCCUGCCAAUAUUGCAUCAAUUCUAAGAAUUGCUGUUUCUAAAUGUGAUGUAGACAUGGUAAAACUCAUAUUGUAUCAUAAGCCGAAUUUAAAUCUGCAUGUACUUAUGGAUAUUAUCUGGACAGCUGUUUAUUUAAAUUCCAAAAGUAUUGUAAUGAUGCUUAUAAACUAUGGCUUGAAUGCCCACCAUUUUGUCGGUUUGUACAACUCCAAUCUCCUUCAUGCGGCUGUAGAACGUGGCAAAGAAUCGGAGGUUGUAUUGUUACUGAAUCAUGGUGUAGAUGUUAAUACACGCGGUGUUGCAGGAGCAAGUGCCCUUCAAUAUGCUAUACAGUUAAAACAAAUCAAUAUAGUACAUAGACUAUUGAAAAAUGGCGCCAGAAUAGAUAUGCUAAAUAACGAACAUAAUUCAGUCUUGCAUACUGCUGCAAACACCGGUAAUCUUGAGCUAGUUAGUCUGAUGCUAAGUAAUGGUGCUGAUGCUAAGGUUACUAAUUAUAAAAAGAAAGGUACAUUACAUUUUGCGGCUGAAGCAGAAUAUGAAAAUGUAUCUGUUGCUGAAUUGCUGUUAAGGAAUGGAGCAGCUUUAGACGGUGUGGAUGAAAUGCACUUUACACCAUUGCAUUUUGCCCUGAUGACCAGAAAAAAGAAUAUGGUAAUAUCAGAAUGUAUUAGCAGAAGAAUAUGCUUGGCAACGAAAUUCAUACAAUUUUUUAUGGAACAAGGAGCUAAUCUAAAUGCAAAAACAAAAUCAAGUAUUUUUCCUCUCUACUUAGCAAUAGAAUAUACUACAGCUUCUAUAAUUGAAUUACUAUUAAAGAAAGGUGCACGUGUUAAUGAAAAAACAAGUCAAGGCUUAACAGCACUUCAUAUUGCUUGUAAGAAUGGCUCAAAACGAAAAAUUGAUGUUUUAUUAAAUUAUGGAGCUGAUAUUAAUUCAAAAAGUGAAGUAGUAAGCACGCCUUUAUAUUGGUUGGAUAUUCGCUCCAAAUUGGCAAAGAAUACAAUAGCUAAGCACGUGGCUGAAUUAAAAUUUCAAAAUUUAUUUAUUCGCGAAGAAAAUUUAUCUAUUAUUCAAGUAUACUCUGAUUGGCAAAUGCUUUAUAAAAAAUACUUAUGCGAACUUGAAAGAAUGACAACUAAAAAAGUUUAUAAUAACAUUUCAUUUUAUCAUGUUCUAUCAAAAACUUCUAAUAAAUUAUUGCCUUUACUAAGAAAUAAUGACUUUGUUUCUGCAUUUCAAUCAACUAAUCUACCAGAACUUUUUCCGCUUUAUGAAAAAGAACUUAAUAAAAAAUUUGCAAAAGCAAGAAAGAAAAAAAAACAAUUAGAUUUAAUGAGAACACGUUUGAAAUCAAUAUUUUCACAACAUUUACCAGAAAUUGCCUUGGAAAGAAUUUUACUUUAUUACUCUGAGGAAACAAACAAAUAGAUUAAUCAUAUAAAAAUUUUAGCAAA
Molecule: messenger RNA, 1820 nt
Organism: Ceratosolen solmsi marchali
Lineage: Eukaryota; Metazoa; Arthropoda; Insecta; Hymenoptera; Agaonidae
Product: ankyrin-1-like
Exons: 2
Coding region: 226-1794 (522 amino acids)
Molecular function (GO): protein binding
Source: RefSeq, a predicted model, not a curated record